Branchiostoma floridae (Florida lancelet) is the source of this 1599-nucleotide messenger RNA. Its product is annotated as tRNA (guanine-N(7)-)-methyltransferase non-catalytic subunit wdr4-like. Gene Ontology annotation, cellular component: tRNA methyltransferase complex; nucleus; cytosol. Gene Ontology annotation, molecular function: protein binding; tRNA (guanine(46)-N7)-methyltransferase activity. NCBI's taxonomy places the organism in Eukaryota, Metazoa, Chordata, Leptocardii, Amphioxiformes, Branchiostomatidae. The record is from RefSeq and is a predicted model, not a curated record. Gene Ontology annotation, biological process: RNA (guanine-N7)-methylation. The transcript is spliced from 2 exons. Bases 44 to 1309 code for a protein of 421 amino acids.
UAAUUCGAUUAAGACGACCGUUAGCAAUAGAACAAGUUUCAAAAUGGCGUCGCUAGUGUGCAUGAAAAAGUCGCUCGUGGUAGAAAGCGGCAAUUCUUUCAAAGUGUACGACCGGUAUGGUAAACACGAUGUUGUCUAUUCUCACAGUAUCGUCUGCAGGGCCAAAAAUGAGAAGGAGAAGACCGAGGGUUCAAAGACUUCGGAGGAGAAGGAUGACGAAAAAGUUAAGGGGGAGGGGGGCGGUGAGGGCCCAGGUUCUGACAAGAUCCUUGCACGUGCAUGUUCAGUACCCGAUGGGUACUUUGCAGUGGCCACAGACAAUAAGGAACUGAUUUUGUGGAAGACCACACCUACUUGGAAACAUAUUAGCACCAGGACUGUUGCUCGCCGCUGUACCGCUCUGGUCUUUACCUUCAAGGGAGAUGCCAUUCUCGCUGCCGACAAAUCCGGCGACGUCUACAGCUUCUCAGUGUCGGAUCCCGAAGCUCCCGGUACGCUACUUCUUGGCCACCUGUCGAUGCUGCUCGACAUUGCAAUCAAAGAUGACGACAGUUUCCUCAUCACGUGUGACAGAGAUGAGAAGAUUCGCAUCAGCCACUAUCCCAACACACACAGCAUCUACGGUUAUUGUCUUGGUCACACAGAGUACAUCACUGCGCUGUGUCUCUCCCCCUACCCUGACGGGGUACUCCUCUCAGGGGGUGGGGAUGGUACAGUCCGAGUAUGGGACUGGCUGAGAGGCAAAGAGCUACAUGUAGAACACCUGGCAAAGUUCUGUGGGGAACUGAAGGACAACAAACCCCCGGUGGUGUCCAAACUGGUCUGUAACUGGGUAGGGAAACUGGUAGCUGUUGUGGUGGAGGGGCUGGAUAGUGUUAUCCUGUUCAAGCUUCACACAGAAGUAGCACCACGUUUGGAUGCACAGCUGAUUGAGUCCAAUCCUCUCCCCUGUAAGGGUAAGGUGUGGGACGUCGCCUUUGACUGUAACGGUUACCUGUGGGUGGCGCAAGCUGUGAAAGAUAACACGGUACAGGUGUACAAAUACAUGCCUUCAUGUCGACCACUCAUGUGCGUGAGCUCACAGGAACAUUUUGUAGACAUCACCACAGCUAUCAACUCAGACUGGGACUUCUUCCAGAGCUCCCUUGGUGAGGAUACCAUGUACAGUGGCUUGUACAAGAAGCACUUUGACAACCUGACCCCAUACUUUGAGAGGAAGGAAGAGAGGAUGAAGGGAAAGAAGAGAAAGGAGGACAAGAAGGGUGAUGAAGAAGGGAGCAAGAAAGUCAGAAGUGAAGAAGUGGUUUAGGAACUGCAUGUUAAUUACAGCCUUGCUAGAGUAGUACUAAAAGGGACAGAAGAUAACCUUGUGAUUUUUGUUGAAAGAGAAAUAGUAUUUAUAUUGAUUGCUACAAGUUACUUAUGUUCCACAAGAUUUGUUUGCAACAAUGUUACAUAACUCACAAGGACAUAUGUUUUAAUGUUUAGUGAUAUUGUCUCGCUCUGCAUUGUAUUGAUACAUACACAAGAACACAGAUGAAAUAACAUGAAAAUUUUAUGACUUUAUUUGAGAAGUUUUCAAUUCAUAAUUACUUGUUU